UGUCUGUAAUAUAUAUAUAAAGUACUUUGUGAUAAACUUAUGCAUUUUUACCAAAUAUUAUUCAAUUCGGUAUUAGUUCGCGGAUUUAUUCCUGGAUGAUGGCUUAUUUGUUGUGCAGUGCAUAUUUAUUAACUCAAAUGAAGUUCUGAAGGUAGCCGAAACUGCAGACCCUUCACGCUACUGAGUUUCUGAGGCAGCCGACUGAACAAGGCAGAAGGAACUACCGAUCGUGCCAUGUCAGAAUCUGAGAGCAGCUUAUAUAGUCGUCACUCUCAGAAUUAUGCAGAAAGUGUGUCCGUGGAAAUCUGCAGUAUAUUGACACGUCUGGGGUAUGGCGAGGAGAUCAGACGUUGGCGGAUAAAGAAGUAUAGGGAGUUUGAUAGGCUGGUGAAUGCACGACGUCCUGAUUUAACUAUGAUCACAGCUGGUAGCAAGGCAGAGGGACUGACUUGUCGGUUAGAAAGCGACUGGGAUAUUUUACAGGUGCUUAAUAAAGUCCUUUGUGUGGAAGCUGGAACCAAUCUUCGCACCAUACCAUGCGACAUGGAAGUGUACAGGAUGGAUACAUGUGCAUAUCCAGGACACUGUAAACUGUUUUUAGAGAGACAAGCUCUUGGGUAUUACAAUGAACUCCACAGGGCUCUUUACGAUAACGGCAAUGCAUCCUCAAAAGAUGGGCUGCCAGACAUCGCCAUUGGCCGCCACCAAUCGUAG
This is a messenger RNA of Dreissena polymorpha, 714 nucleotides long. RefSeq lists its product as uncharacterized. Bases 235 to 714 code for a protein of 159 amino acids. The transcript has 4 exons. Lineage: Eukaryota; Metazoa; Mollusca; Bivalvia; Myida; Dreissenidae. The record is from RefSeq and is a predicted model, not a curated record.